AUGUCCACGCAGGCAGCCAUGACCACGACGGAGCGCUGGCAGAAGAUUCAGGGACGAGCUCCCGAUCCCAUCUUCGAGCUCGCAAAACGCGCCGCCGCUGCCAAGGGCCCCAAGGCCAACCUCGUCAUUGGUGCCUACCGCGACGAGCAGGGCCUUCCCUACCCGCUACGCGUGGUCCGCAAGGCUGAGCAGCUUCUUCUGGACAUGAAUCUUAACUACGAGUACCUACCCAUCUCCGGUUACCAGCCCUUCAUCGAUGAGGCGGUAAAGAUGAUCUACGGCGAUACCGUCGAGCUGGAGAACCUGGUUGCCGUGCAGACGCUGAGCGGGACCGGUGCCCUCUCUCUCGGCGCGAAGCUGCUGACUCACGUCUUCGACGCUGAGAAGACGCCCAUCUACCUUGCCGACCCCACGUGGCCCAACCACUACAGCAUCGUGAAGGCUGCUGGCUGGAAGGACAUCCGCACGUACGCCUACUACGACCACAAGACGCUCGGGCUGGAUUUUGAGGGCAUGAAGAAGGACAUUCUGGCUGCGCCGGACGGCUCUGUGUUCCUUCUGCACCAGUGCGCGCACAACCCCACUGGCGUGGACCCGUCGCAGGAGCAGUGGAACGAGAUCGCGUCACUGAUGCUGGCCAAGCACCAUCAGGUGUUCUUCGACUCCGCCUACCAGGGCUAUGCGAGCGGCAGCCUCGACACAGACGCGUAUGCUGCCCGCCUGUUUGCCCGCCGCGGCAUCGAGGUACUGCUGGCGCAGUCGUUCUCCAAGAACAUGGGCCUGUACAGCGAGCGUGCGGGCACGCUGUCGCUGCUCCUCAAGGACAAGACGAAGCGCGCGGAUGUGAAGAGCGUGAUGGAUUCGCUGAUUCGUGCGGAGUACACCUGCCCCCCGGCCCACGGUGCCCAUUUGGCUCACCUCAUCCUGAGCAACAACGAGCUGCGAAAGGAGUGGGAAGCAGAGCUAUCGGCCAUGGCGGAGCGCAUCCGCACGAUGCGCCGCACCGUGUACGACGAGCUGCUGCGCCUGCAGACGCCCGGACGCUGGGAACACGUCAUUAACCAGAUUGGCAUGUUCUCCUUCCUCGGGCUGUCGAAAGAGCAGUGCGAAUACUGCCAAAACCACAACAUCUUCAUCACGCUGUCGGGCCGCGCUAACAUUGCAGGUCUGACGCACGAGACGGCGCUGAUGCUGGCACAGACGAUCAACGAUGCUGUGCGCAAUGUGAAUCGCAAGUGA
Molecule: messenger RNA, 1239 nt
Organism: Leishmania mexicana MHOM/GT/2001/U1103
Lineage: Eukaryota; Euglenozoa; Kinetoplastea; Trypanosomatida; Trypanosomatidae
Product: putative aspartate aminotransferase
Exons: 1
Coding region: 1-1239 (412 amino acids)
Biological process (GO): biosynthetic process; amino acid metabolic process
Molecular function (GO): L-aspartate:2-oxoglutarate transaminase activity; pyridoxal phosphate binding
Source: RefSeq, a predicted model, not a curated record